This is a messenger RNA of Sphenostylis stenocarpa, 1674 nucleotides long. The record is from the annotation of a GenBank genome assembly. Lineage: Eukaryota; Viridiplantae; Streptophyta; Magnoliopsida; Fabales; Fabaceae.
AUGGCGAAACUGAAGAUAGGAGGGAUAUGGGCGGGGGUAGUGGAAGAGGUGGACCUCCACGCCUGGACUCUCGCCACACUCCGCGACCACGUCGCUGAGCGAUCCAACUCUUCCUCCGACUCCAUCAAUCUCAUCUGCGCCGGCAGGAUUCUCCGAGACGACGCCGUUCCGCCCCAAACCCUCUCCCAACUCGGCGUAAAAAACAACUCUAAGAUUCUCGCUACGCGCGCCUCCACUCCGCAGCAAGACCGCUCCCUCCUCGCGGAGGAAGAGCGUGCCUCCAGACUCGCGCGUAUCAGGUCCGCUGCGACUGCGAUGGCGGAACGCCACGCGGAUGGUGCGUUGCCGGUUGAGAACUUCAACAUCGAAGUUGAGGAUCAGAAUGGACAGAAAGUGCGAUUAGGCUCUGAGACUGAUCAAAAGGCGGUGAUGAUGGGACUGAUGCUUCACGCGAAGGGGAAGAAACUCAUCAAACAGGAGAACUACAAAGAUGCGCUGGAAGUGCUUAGCAUGGGAGAGGAGUCAUUCUCUCUUUGUGAUUCAGAAGUCAUUGAGCUUAUUGACAAUGUUCCUAUACUACAAAUAGACAUGGUAUGGUGCUAUUUUAUGAUACGGGACAUCAGAUGGCUCGCAGACGCGGGAAAGCGUCUUGAAAUAGCUAGGAUGGGUAUUGAACGGGCUCAUGGAAAGGAUUCUCAUCGCCUCAGGAUCUUACAAGGUGGUCGAUAUCCAGAACUUGCAUUGCAUUUGAGACUAGAGCUGCUUGAAGGGGUGGUGGCAUAUCAUACUGGGCAGAUAGAGAAAUCCAGAAAAGCAUUAGCCUCUGCAAAAACUAAGUUUGUCCAGCUGCAAGUGUCAGAUGAAGCCUUGUCAUUUGUUAUGAGCAUGGGCUUUGGUGAACGUGAUGCCAAGCGAGCAUUGCGAAUGAACAAUCAAGAUGUUGGGGGUGCCAUUGAUUUCCUUGCUGAGGAGAAGGCAAAGAAAUUGCAAAUGGAGGAGGAGGAUAGUCAGAGAAGAAAGGAAAUUAAGGAACAAAGGCGGUAUGGGCUGACACCCUUAAAGAAAGCAGUGGAUCUAGAGAGAUUGAAGGAAUUGGUCUCUAUUGGGUUUGAGAAGGAGCUUGCUGCUGAAGCCCUUAGAAAAAAUGAAAAUGAUACUCAGAAAGCAUUGGAUGAUUUGACGAAUCCUGAAACUAAUUCUGCUUUACAGGUUACGAUCGACUCAAGAAAAAGGAAGAGACAGAUACAAGCAAGAGAUUCUGUAGUUGAAAAAGUUGUGCAAAUGGGUUUUGAAAGAGAAAGAGUGGUUGCUGCUGCUGUGGCUGGAGGUAGUGUAGAACAAGUUUUGCAAAGACUGACAGCACAACCUGUAGCUGGACCCACAUCAGCUUCCAUAAACACAAAUUCAACGGAAGCUCCACAUGUUGGUGCAAGUUCAUCUUCUCCUUUACCUAACAAUGUUAAUUGUGAUGAUCUUAACAUGAUGAAUGAGGUUGAAGACAGUAGAACACAACGAGAUGUAGAAAUGGAAGAUGAGCUCUCUGCUGAUAUUGCGAGAACAGAUGCCAUGGCUGAUUAUGACAUUGAAGUUAACGUAGAAGGAGAAGCCAUAAGUGAGUACAUGGCCCUGGUUGAGUCGGCAAGAAGUGGUAGGACAAUUGCUCCUUCCCAGUAA